Mobula hypostoma (lesser devil ray) is the source of this 8332-nucleotide messenger RNA. It is a transcript of the gene setd1ba, whose product is annotated as SET domain containing 1B, histone lysine methyltransferase a. Gene Ontology annotation, cellular component: Set1C/COMPASS complex. The transcript has 19 exons. Gene Ontology annotation, molecular function: histone H3K4 methyltransferase activity; protein binding; RNA binding. The coding region runs from base 160 to 6135 and encodes 1991 amino acids. The record is from RefSeq and is a predicted model, not a curated record. Lineage: Eukaryota; Metazoa; Chordata; Chondrichthyes; Myliobatiformes; Myliobatidae.
AUGGAAGUUAAUGCUCAAUUCGAGAGCUCAAACUUGAACCACCUAUGCCCAUCUUGUUUGGGGACCCAAUUUUACGCUACGUAAAUAUGGUUGGAUUCCCAGCCCUGAUUCAAAAUUACUAUCACGCCGUUCGGUCCCAAACCUUAGAAAUCGACGACAAUGUCUUUCAAAGAGCUGAGACCUGGCGAGAAACCGAGGCACCACGAAGAUCAUGGCAAGAAACAGAGUUCAAGUUUGAUCAAUGGGAUGGAGCACAGCCACGCAGGAGGGAGUUCAGCAGAGAGAAAAAGUCACCAUUGGCGAAGUUAUAAGUUGAUUAUUGACCCAGCGUUGAAGAAGGGACAGCACAAACUCUACCGCUAUGAUGGCCAAAAUUUCAGUCUCCCCAAUCCCGGUGUUCCACCGGUUGAUACCGUUAGAGACCCUCGACUUGGACGCAUGUGGACCAAAAGCAAAGAGAUGGUUUUGCCUGUUCCAAAAUUUAAGAUCGACGAGCAUUACGUGGGACCCGUACCUCCUAAGCAGGUUACGUUUGCAAAGCUGAACGACAACGUUCGAGAGGCGUUUCUGCUGGACAUGUGCAAGAAAUACGGCGAGGUGGAAGAAGUGGAGAUACUUUACAAUCCCAAGAAUAAAAAGCACCUGGGAAUCGCGAAAGUGGUGUUUGCGACGGUGAAGGGAGCGAAAGAUACAGUCCAGCACCUCCACAGCACUUCCGUAAUGGGAAACAUCAUUCAUGUGGAACUCGACACCAAAGGUGAACAUCGGAUGAGGUACUACGAGUUGCUGGUCGGUGGCCACUUCACCCCCCAGACGCUUCCUGUCGGUACCGAUGCCUUUUUUGACUCCUCUCCCAUAAUAAACAAUGAGUUUGGACAGGUCAACGAUCUCCAGAAACCUCGAAGCGGUGAAAAUUACCUUCCCGUGGGACCGUCUGUAACCCCAAAUAGUAGCACCCCUUUCUCCCAUGAUACUGCUUAUUCCAGUUGCCGCCAGGAUACUCCAAAUUCGUACAGCCAGUAUACGCCGCAGUCAUCCCAAGGCACACCACAUACUCCACGAUUGGGAACCCCCUACUCGCAGGAUUCCAGCUACUCUAGUCGGCAGAGUACACCAGCUUAUUCUUACUCACAGGAGUCUGGGUACAAGUCCAGAAGACCGGAAUCUAAUUAUCAAGAUUCCUUCAGGAGAUUGGGACACCAUUACUCACAUAACACAGGAACGUAUAGAGGUUCUGAGCUUCCAAUUAACACUUACAAGUCAGCUCGCUCCGAGAGUGGAUCCUUUUCACAUAACCCUGCGGUGAGCCAGUCUGGGACAAACUACCAGUCAGCUUUUUCUCCUUACCAAAAUGUGCACUCUACUCAACCAUUUUACCCCCGUACCUUGGAUCAGCAACAUGGUCAGUCAUCCAGAGAUCAUGAUUACAGAAGACCUGUGCUACCAUCUGAUGCCUUUGGGCAAAAUAAUGCCAAUUUGGAUGUUGGGCCUGCAAAGGAAAAAGUGGAAGAUUCAGUUUCUUUGGAGACUAACAUCUCAAAUGAUCAGACACCUGCUUCCUUUACCAAAUCUCCUGAAAGGUCUGUGACUCCUGAAGCCCUAAUACCUGAAACAGCUAGUAGCUCAACUCAACCAAACAGUUUAGAUUCUCGUAUUGAAAUGCUUUUGAAGGAGCAACGAACGAAGCUUCCCUUCUUUGACCAAGAAUCUGAUAUUGACAUCAAAAUGGAGCACAGUCCCAUAUCUUCCUCUUCCUCCCAACUAUCGCCAUUGCCACUUCCUGGGUCAAACACUCACUUGCUUCAUCGAGGUCCUACUCCGUCCUCUCGCCCUUCUAGCACGGGCCUGGAGGAUGUAAGUCCAACUCCCCUUCCAGAUUCGGAUGACGAGGAUCCUAUUUUUGAAACUGUCCAACAGAACCAAAGCUCGAGGUCUGCGUCAGAGGCCGGUAUGACUCCUGUUGAUCAGUCCAGUCAGAUGAGUAGGUUCUCCACAUCUUCUGAUAGUAGGGCACCUGCGGUUAAAGCAGAGCCCUGCGAGGCAAAUAACGAAGCUGUAGAACCAACGCCUGCUCCAGACACAUUGGAAGAAGCUCACCAGUCAUCGGGGGAGGACAUGGAGAUAUCAGAUGAUGAAACGAAUGCGAGUCCAAUAACCAGUGCAGAAUGUUCAGAAACUAUAGUGGUCAGCUCUUCGGCUUCGGCGAUACCUAUACCACCACCUGGAUUCCAUCCGCUACCCCCACCUCCACAAGCAGGAUUUCCAUUGCCACCACCUCUUCCUCCCCCUCCCCCGCCUCCAACGCAUCCCACUGUUUCUGUUCCACCCCCUCCACUUCCAGCUCGGCCAGACCUGUGCCCUCCUGGAGUGCCCCCUCCUCCCCCACCCCCACCCCCACCACCUCCACCUCCUCCACCACCUCCCCCUCCCCUGCUUCCUCACCUGCAUCCUUUCCCUCCCAACAUGUAUCCGAUGAUGUCCAUGGACCUGAUGAACUGCAUAGGCAACCAGUGGGGAAGCAUGCAAAUGUCUUUUCAGAUGCAGACUCAGAUGUUGAGCCGUAUGAUGCAAGGCCAAGGGCCGUCCCCUUACCCGCCUUUCAUGGCUGGCGGUAUGACUCUGCAGUUUGGCAACGUGCAACCAUACCGUCCAUAUCUGAUCAACUCAAGUCUUGCUCAUGGUCUGCCGUGGACUCCAUUGCCAAAGUUUGAUCCCACAGUCCCACCUCCUGGAUAUGAAAUCAAGAAAGAAGAUCCUCACAAAGCCACCAUUGAUGGAGUCUUGCUGGUGGUCAUGAAGGAACUUAAGAACAUAAUGAAGCGAGAUUUGAACCGCAAAAUGGUUGAGAUGGUGGCUUUUAGGACUUUUGAUGAAUGGUGGGAGAGGAAAGAACGCAAAGCAAAGGCUUCACAGACACCAGUAAAAUCAGCAGAUCAAAGUAAAGAUGAGGAAAGACCAAAGCCGAAAGAAGCAGCUCCAGCUUCAACAUGUCUGCUGGAGACCUGGCCCAAAGGAGAAGGGCUUGGCUAUGAAGGCAUGGGGCUGGGUAUGGGUCUGAGGGGUGCAAUCAGAUUACCAUCCUUUAAGGUAAAAAGGAAAGAGCCUCCUGAAGCAGCCUCCUUGGGUGAUCAGAAGAGAAUUAGACCAUCCACACCCCUGGAUGAUGAUGAUGAAGAGUCUGAGCGAGACCGAGAGAUGUCAGAUGUUGCCAGUCAUUCUUCUGAAUUAUCUAAGAGGGACUUGGAGUCUGUAACUGAGAGGAGAAAACCAGCAAAGCCAUUAAAGCUAGACAGUGAGGGAGAGGAGGAAGAGGAAACUUCUGGAAAAGAAGAAGAGGAAUCGUCAUCAGAGAAAGAGGAUGAAGAGGAACAGGAUGAAGAGGUUUCAGAAAAGGCUUCAUCAGAGAAGGAGGAAGAUGGUGAAGAUGAAGAAGCAGAUGCUGAGACCAGUGAAAAGGAGGGGCUCGAUUCUGAAGAAGAUGAAGUGAUCAGUGUUGCAUCAUCAAAAGUGGAGGUGGAAUAUUCCGAUGACAGUGAUGAGUCCUCAGAAUAUGAAUCCAGUUCGGAAGAGGAAGAAGAGGAGGAGGAGGAAGAAAAGGAAAAAGCACCACUAUUAGAAGAGACUGCAGUAGAAACAGAAAUAGCAGCACAACAAUUGGAAAAGGUAGUUGAUAUCUUGAGUGAGAGUAUCACAGAGGAAGCUCCUCCAGACACAGAGCUAGUUGUAAAACCUGCUUCAUCACCGGAGAGAGUUCCAGGAGAGGAACUGGAUCCAGAUAUUGAAUUAACUGAGCUUCCGAAGGUCGACACAGCCGAUGAUGUUGGAAUUCCCAGGCCACCUACUCCAACGGGAGCCUUUGCUGCUCUGUCAGUUAUUAAAAGCAGUGUUCUCAACAAGUCUGAUGAUAGCGACUCCGAAGUGCGUAACAAAUUGAAGUUCACCUCGUCGACGACAGAUGAGGAUGACGGUCUUCCACACACACCUGGCAGAGAAAUUUCAAUUCACUUUGAUUCCGAUACUUCAAUUUCAUCCCUCGCAAAGCCACCGAUGUCCAUCCCAGCAGUUCCUCCGACACCUGGCAAGCAGGAGGUACUUGCCGUCACUCGAUCUCCAGUACCUGAACACGCAGCCUUGGUGAAAACUGCUUCUGAAGAUGGCCCGCCAAGAACUCCUGGGCGCGAUUUUGUGGCUGACCCUGUAAAAGGUCUUACAACAUCUCUGAGCACUGAGACAAUUCCACAGACUCCGGGCAGUGAAGGGCCAUUAACAGGAAACAGUUUGACUCUGAGUUCUCCUCAUAUUCCUGGCAGUCCAUUUACAUAUCCGUCUCAGUCACCUGGUGUAAAUUCUGGAGUUCCCCGUACUCCAGGAAGGGAUUUCAACUUCGCUGCUUUUCCUGAAGCGAAUACUGUUGCUGGAUCUCCAUUAUUAGCAUCCAAAAAGUCUUCACUGGAUGGAGAAAAGGAAAAUCUAACACAUAAGGAACCAUCCAACACCUCCCCAUUGUUAAGUGUGAAUAAGUUGCUAUCGCCUUCUCUUCCUCUGCCUGUCAAGUUCAUUUCUCCUCCUAAUUUGCCAGUAGAGUUGGGAUUAUUGCCUGACUCUGCCUUGAGUCCAUUAAUAAAAUCUGCAACAGUGCCAAAUAAGGAAAAAAUGGAUGAGGGAGACAAGUCUGAAGCUGAGAGAGUAUUAAUUUUGCCAGAACCUGUACCACCAUUGCCUCCUGGCAGUAUUCCAAACCAAAAGGUCCCUCAACACAAAAUCACCUAUGCAAAAGAAAGGCAUGCAUCUCAAGCACCAGUCCCUACUUUUGAGUCCCAGUUAAAAGAGGAACCAGUAGAUAAAGUGGUCGGUAAGGUAUGGCCUCCUUUGCAGGCUAGCACAAUUGAAGCUGAUACUAAAGACCUCAGUUGUCCACGGGUUGAUGAUCACUUUGGUCUGAAAGACCCGGCGGCUGUUACAUUAGACUUCAGGGAGGAAAGCGUUGCGACUUUCACUGAGAUGUUUGGGGACUGUAGAAGCAAAAAGCAGCUAAAAGAAUCUGACAGGUUGAUUUCGAAAGAACUGCAGACAAAGAUCAAGGUUGAAGCUGAGGACGAUGAAGAUGAAGAAUAUGAAGACGAGAAACAGAAAGCUAAGUUUAAGGAACGAUGGACUCGAAGGCAUAGGAAAAAAUAUGAUGAGUGGUAUGAUGAUAUACCAUCAUCUGAUUCCUCUCCACCAAGAUCACUAUUUAAACCCCGCUCCGAAUUUGAGGAGAUGACCAUUUUGUAUGACAUAUGGAAUGAAGGAAUAGAUGAGGAAGAUAUUAAAUUCAUGAAAAUUACUUAUGAUAGAAUGCUUCUGCAGGACAAUUGCAUGGACUGUCUAAAUGACACACUGUGGGUCCAUCAUCCUUAUACCAAUACUUACACUGUUAAGAAGAAGAAAAGGGAAGAUGGAAUGAGGGAGCACAUUACUGGCUGUGCCCGGAGUGAAGGUUAUUACAAAAUCAGUAAGAAGGACAAGGCAAAAUACCUCAACAUCAGUGGCACGUUAGCUGAUGAGCCACCAGCUGACACACAAGGAAUGAGUAUUCCAGCUCAGCCUCAUGCUUCCACUCGAGCAGGGUCAGAGAGGCGGUCGGAACAGCGCAGACUCUUGUCAUCCUUCAUGGGCGGCUUACCUGCAGACAGCGAUCUCCUUAAAUUUAAUCAGCUGAAGUUCCGUAGGAAGAAGCUGAAGUUCUGUAAGAGUCAUAUCCAUGAAUGGGGACUUUUUGCUAUGGAGCCCAUUGCGGCGGAUGAGAUGGUCAUUGAAUAUGUUGGACAAAACAUCCGACAGGUUAUUGCAGACAUGCGAGAAAAGCGGUAUGAAGAUGAGGGAAUUGGAAGUAGCUAUAUGUUCAGGGUGGACCAUGAUUCCAUUAUAGAUGCCACAAAAUGUGGCAAUUUUGCCAGAUUUAUCAACCAUAGCUGCAAUCCUAAUUGCUACGCUAAAGUCAUCACAGUGGAAUCGCAAAAGAAGAUAGUAAUUUAUUCCAAGCAACAAAUAAAUGUGAAUGAGGAGAUAACAUACGACUACAAAUUCCCCAUUGAAGAUGUGAAAAUCCCAUGUCUGUGUGGUGCAGAACACUGUAGAGGAACCCUCAAUUAAUGGGGUCUAAGACGGAGAUGCUCCAUUUGCGAGCAGUAACCUAAAUGUGGUUGCACUUGCCAAACCAACAAUUCGCACUUCUGCUGAACCUAAGGCUAAAAAUGCACAAUAAGUGUUGGGACUGCAUUUAGGAUUCAGGUGCUCUUCCUCUGGAAAGAAAGGUGUUUACCACUUUGUGUCACGGUUAACUAGUAUAAUACUAGUUCCUCUUCCCCAGGUCCAUGCAGUAGAGCAAAGGACCUCACUCUUCCUUCUGCCUAAGUGAAUGCUGCUACUAUUUUUUUUCUUUUAAGUUUUUUUCUUUACAUUAAAAUAAACAAUAUGGGAAGAAGUGGCCAUUGAAUACUUGAAAAGGUUUAUGGUUUGCAGCUCAAAUUACAUUUCUACGAAGGUUCUUAAAGUAGUUGAUGGGAAUUUGUGGCCUCAACAGUAGCAUCACGUGCAUCUAGUCUCAGUUUGGUGCUUUUACUUUUGAAAUGCUUUAUUCCCCUUUCCUCUACAAAUUUUGAUUAUAAUAAUUUUACAAAUUGUAGAUAGGCUAGCUUAGCAAUUUUUUUUAUUUUUGUGCUAAUGCACUAGGGUUUGGCCUAUGGAGGCUUUGUGCACUAUUCGCUUUUAGACUUGCACGUGACUUUUGGUAUUCACUUUCUCUGUACAAAAUUCCAGGGUUUUUUUGUGCUGUAGUGGGUAUCCCUAACCAGGAGAGUGUUCUUCCUGUUGUUUAUAUUGUACAAAGUAAUUUCUAUCUACAAGGGGAAAAAAAAAAUCAAAAAAAAAUCUUUCUAAUUUUUUUGUGAAGUUUUCAGGGAUCAUUUCGAACAUGUAAACAUUUUAAAAACAAACAAAAAAAAAUUUUUGAGAUCAAUUUGCAUCUUGUACAUAGUGCACCCAGGUUUCUCCUCUCUGAACAUUGUUUCUUGUAGAAACAUAUCCUUUCAAAUAAAAAGAAUUUUGCUGGUUCCUUUGUACUUCAAAAGCUUGUAAAUAAUUUAUUAAGAAAGUGAAUAUUGUAAUUUGAGUUGUUAAAAUACAGCUCUAACUAGAGGAGGCAAAUUUAAAAAAAAUGUUUAACAAUGAGCUGGUAGCAAUUUUUUCAGCUUGUGUCAAGCUUUGUAUCAUGUAAAUUCUGUAUAAAUAUUACCUCUAUCAAUUACCUAGAUUUAUUGGAAGCAUUAAGGAAUACAGUGAAAAUGCUAAAAGGUCAGGCUUUUUCAUCUCUGAUACCUACUGUGCAAAUUGUAUUUAUUUGGAGGAAGAAAGGAGUGUACAGAAUUUAGGAAAAAUGGCAUCUCUUGUAUGUGUGUUAGCCAAGCAUAAACUGGAUAUAAAAAGUUUUUUUUCCUCAAUAUCCAUUAUAAUAUUUUCUCAAACACUGUAAGGGACAUGGUACCUAAUAAAGGGUUAUUAUUUAAAAACUAGCUCAUUUGCUUGUUUUUUCCUAAAAUAUUAUAAAUGCUAUUAUUUUAACCCUUUCACUCAUGGAUACCAGGUUGCCAGAUUUCAUUCAGUUGCUUUCUAGACCAUAUAUCCUUGUUAACCCAUGUAUGUAGAAAAGCUGUCUGAUCAUCACUAUUGAAUCACAAGCUAUAAUUUCUGAUUGAAGUCAUUACCAGCAAAAGAGAUAUAUAUUUAUUCAUACACCUUUGAUAUUUCUGUAGCUCUCUUAUCUCUUUUUUAAAAAUCAAUCUUUGACACUUGACCUAAUGCAAUUUGUUUAUAACUUUGCUGAGAACAACAUGUCCAGUGACUGGUUGUAACUAGGAAGAGGUGUGUGAAAGGGUUAAACCUGCUAAGGUUUUUUUUUCCUCUCCAGGAAAAUAAGAGUGGGGGAAACCUGGUGAAUUUCAGAAGGUCUAUGUGUGAAAAGGUUUGAAAAAGCAAGAAAUAUACUUGUUAGGUCUAGGGUUUUGUUUCAUUAUACAGUUUCUGCUUUGGUGAUGUAGGGAUUACUUUUGUGCUUGCAACUUUCCAGGUGGAAUCAAAUGAAUCUGAGUGUUUUGUUUUGUGCAAAUAGAAACUGCGUUAAGUGUUUCAUUUCGCGAAAGUGAAACUGUUCUGUGGUUGUGUUUUACUUGUAAAUAUUUCUUCAUAUUUUUGUGAAUUCAUUACUAUGUAACAAUGUAUGAUAGUACCUUUUAUAAAGCAAUCCAUAAAUAUACUGACCUUUUCUUACAGAUAAACUGGAUGUUGUCAUUUA